Messenger RNA from Phytophthora infestans T30-4, 585 nucleotides. RefSeq lists its product as uncharacterized. The coding region runs from base 1 to 585 and encodes 194 amino acids. The transcript has 2 exons. Lineage: Eukaryota; Oomycota; Peronosporomycetes; Peronosporales; Peronosporaceae. The record is from RefSeq and is a predicted model, not a curated record.
AUGGUGAUCUGGGCAUCCUUCUCCGUGACCACGGCUGCCACUGACCUUGCAACGUUCAUUACCCAAAAUCUACGAAUGGAGCUGCUACCACCGUAUGGCGUCGUUUCAACUUCUGGCGCUCGUGUUGACGAGUUCUUCUAUAUGUCGAGAUGGGGCAGCAACUUUGGCGAAUUUGGCGAUGCUUUCCUAUCACUUUGCGAGGACGACGUCAGCUGCAAGUCCCGCUUCGACUCAAAGGGCGUAAAUGGCACUCUUCAACAGUUAAUCGAGGAGUUUGACCACGAUCCAAACUCGACUUGUGCUGCGUUGGUCAGCAGUACCUUUGAAGCCGGCGAGUCAGCGUCAUUCAGACUUCGAUCUGCACUUGGCAGUGCAUUAAUGGAUUCGAUCGUUCGGACUCUAAUCCCGCCAGUUGUUUAUCGACUCCAGCGUUGUGCACCUGACGACUUGGAUAUUCUGAAACAAUUCUUCUUGGCUGUCAGCCAAGCCAAUAAUGCUAAAACGGAGGACAGCGCGCUCCAGUCGAAUCUUCUGCAGAGUCUUAUCGUGUACUCUGAAAUGAUGGAAAGACCACUGCUGAGUUGA